Molecule: messenger RNA, 1461 nt
Organism: Mesorhabditis spiculigera
Lineage: Eukaryota; Metazoa; Nematoda; Chromadorea; Rhabditida; Rhabditidae
Source: the annotation of a GenBank genome assembly
AUGACCGCUGCCUCUCAACGCGCUCUACAGCUGCCGUUUUUGCAAAAGUCCACUACAUUCCGACUAGGCGGUCGGCGACGACGUUAUGCGGCUGCGGUGUGUGCCCCGGGAGGGAUAAUCUGGUGGCCGAAUCGUCUACAUCCGAAGGGCCAAAUGGCCCCUGCAACGGAGCCUUCAGAUGAGGAGAGGCAGCCAUGCGGAACAACAACCUCUUCGCACAACGCACCCCGGACUCACGAGCCCGACGAGUCGAGCUCCGCCAACGAGCUCAGCGCCGCCACCGAGGACAAGGAAAAUUUUGUGGCGUGUUCCGAGUGCAUUUGCGGCUGUCGGAUUUGCAACGCUCGUGUGGACGCUUUUCGGGCGGAAAACGGGCGUUUGAUGCGGCAAUUGGAGACGCUGAAGGAGAAGAUUCGAGCGCUGGAGGGUUCUUCUGAUGAUACGACUAGUUCCCCAUCCGUCACGCGGCGCCCACCAACCCCAGUCGGCAAGGUGACGCCGAUUUCAAGGAAGAACCGGAAGCCAAGUACGUCCACCGACACCUCUCAACACACGACGAUCAGCACCUCGGCGUCCAGGGAAAUUUGGAGCGAGGAUGCUGCUCCUCGCCAACGCUCGAACACCUUCAACCGGAACGCCGAGUUACACCUACCACAAAUUGUCAACCAGCCGCCGCUUCAAGUUUCGCCGAUUGCCAGGCCGAUUCCGAGAAAUGCCCGCUCACGCACGCCACCUCGCCAUGACCGAACCCCUGUGAUGCCGUCAAGAUCGCCAAUCCGGCUUCCCCCCGGCUCGAGGCCUUUUGCCUCGUCGAUGAAUCGGUUGCCGAUGAUUGGCCAGCCCGAGCAUUCCAGGACCCCGGAACGAAGAGCGCCAUCCCUUCGAUCUCGUCACGCUUCACCAAAUCGCACGUUCAUCAUUGCGCCGGCUAGAAGGGCGGAUAGAGAUGGUGCCCCGUUCACCGUGCCCGCAAAUCGACGCAGGCCGCCGCUACGCCCUUCCGCCGAUCAGAGCACGUCGAGCACCGACGAGCAGAUCAUCAUUGAAAGGAUGGGUUCUCCAACGCUAGGCGGGACUGGGAUGACGCUUAUGCAACGCCUGAUGUCUCGAAAGCCGGAGUUUGUGCGUCACCUGGAGGAGCGGCAAGACCGGAUCAAGCAUGCGUCCCUUUUGCGCAAGACGAUUCAUCAGCGGAAAUUGCAUACAGCCGCCCUGCUCGCCGAAGAUCUGAUCCCGUUGGAAGAUGCGCUGCCGGUGCUGCGCGAGGACCCGAAUCGAGUCCGCGCCUUUACGCCGGAAAGUGUACGCGGGCGUACGCAAAGGCUCUUCCGCAACACCAACGAAUACCAGCAGCGGCAGGAGGCUCGCGAGAGGGAGGUCGAGCGGGCGGCUGCCAGGAUUAUUGCCCAUUUCGCUGCCGAGGAGCAGCGCCGCUAUCGUCUCGGCGGCCUUUACACUUGC